GAGAGAGAAAGAGAGUAAUUACAGAGGCCUCUCUCUUUUAUUUUUUUGGAUAAAUAAUAUGGAAGUUAGACUAUAAAGACUGUGGACCUUCCAUUACAAGCUUCUGGCGCAGAUCAAAGGUGGCCUCUCUCUCGGAUCAAAGAUGGAGCCCAACAUCAAGCAGCCUGAAAGUGGCCAAAAGCCGGAUUACAUAUGCAUUUCCAUCCCUUCUUCCUCCCCAACAAUUGACAAUCAUGCACCGAAACCCACCAAAACCUCUAUGGAAACUACCAAAAACUCGCCGGAAACCGCCAAACAGGCUCCAGAUUCCAGUGGCUCAUCCAAUUUUCUGGCAGAUUCGGAGCUGAAGACUAAGGACAUCAUCUCCUUAGCCAUAGCCAUGGCCACUGCAGCCUUUGGCCUCACCAUACACCUACCUUUUGCCUCAAAGCAUAGUUCCGCAUUAGCGAUUCUCAUGAUCGACUAUGUUGUCGCAUUUAUGAUGUCUGGGGGGCUCCUCUUGCUUAUAAUUUUUGGGUCCCAUUCUAUUAGAUCCAUGAAAGUGGUUCGAGCUCUGGUAGCUGUGGGCCUGGGCUUAUUUUUACUGGCUUUGCCUUUUCAUUUAUGGGUGCUCGUUCCACAUAACUUGGAUUGGGUGGUCAGUUUGGCUUGUGGAGUGGCUGCUUUGGUCGGAAUUCCUUUGGGCUAUAUCAUUCUUGGGGUGGCCAUGUCUGCCUAGUGCAGUUGUGUAGAGAGAGACAGAGUUUUCUAAUCAUGUAGUGUCGAUAUGUGCUAUAAGCUUAGAGAGAGAGAGAUUUCUAUGCAUCUAGUGUAUAUGUGAUAUAAGCUUAGAGGGAGAGAUAGACCUUUGCUGGGUUUCCAUGGCUGCUUAGUGGUCAGAGGGAGCUUUCUAUAUGUAUAGUAUUCAUAUGUCAUAUAUGCAGUUGUCACUCUGGGUUGCACUGAAUGGACUUUUCCUAUUUAUGUGAGAGAUAGAGAGAGAGAUUGUUAUAGGAACCGAGCCCGAGUUAAAUGGCUAGUGUGUCGGGCGAUAAGUUCCCAGCUUUAGAUCUCGGUCCCCAUUUCUAUACCAGGGCAAAUGGGAUAAAUAAAUAAAAAAAAUUCAAAAAAAAGAGGGAUGAAAAAAAAGAGUUCAAAAAAAGCAUUAGAUCUCAGUCUCCAUUUCUAUACCAAGGAAAGAGGGAUAAAUAAAUAAAAAAAUUCUAAAAAGAAAAAAGGGACAAAAAAAAAAGUUCAAAAAAAGAGAGAAAGAGAGAUAUUGUCAUGCAUAUGCAUUUGUUCAAAGAGAUUCCACAUGUUAUAUACCAGUUAUAUUUUCUUUAUAGCUACGAAGGGAGUUUUGUUUCUUGUGUUGUGUGUGAGAGAGGGGGAUAGAUAUAGCAUCAUGUUACGCAGAGUAGAAGUUUUAGACUAUUUUUUGGCAUUUAUAAAAACCAAAUAUUGAGUUUUUAAUCUUGUAUAUUACAAGAUAUUAAGUUUCUUAUAUUGAGUUUUUUAUUUUAUAGGAUUACAGUUGUAUGCGAUAUGUUUUCUAAAAAAAUCUAUAAAUAUUUAGUAAACCAAAGCGAUUCUUAUGAAUGAGAUACUCGUUUAUCUUU
Molecule: messenger RNA, 1598 nt
Organism: Amborella trichopoda
Lineage: Eukaryota; Viridiplantae; Streptophyta; Magnoliopsida; Amborellales; Amborellaceae
Source: RefSeq, a predicted model, not a curated record